AUGAUGCAUGAAAGAAAUUUACAAAAUAGCUCGUUCACCAAUUUUGAAGAAUUAAGCAAAAAACAUACUUUUCUAAACAUAUUUUUACGCAAAAACAAUAGUGGGAAAUUAUUUUAUAAUUUUGAAAAAUCUCUAGCUAUUUACUUCCUCAGUAAAGCUACCCUGAAGGAGUACUACGGUCUCAAUUUUUAUUUGCCAUAUGUACAAUGCAAAGAACUGGAUAGGACAUUGGAACAUAUAAAUGUAGAAUCGAAUGGAGAGGAUGGCGACAACGUUACUGUUCAAGUCAAUGAUAUAGCCCAGUUUAAGAAUACCCUUUUGAUCAUGUAUAAUGAGUACAACCAUAUGCUACUAAAUUUGGGAAGUGAAAAGGAAGAAUGUGUGUUGAUGAAUGAAGGUGCCUCCGUAGAGGAAAACAGUGGGGUUAAGGGAAACUUCCUUUGCCCGAACAUUCCUGGUAGAGCUAAUUACAUGCACUAUAUAGCCGACUUGACUGCUUUGCCUAAGGUUCCCCCAGAAGAAAGUGCCUCCGAAGGGGCCAAACUUGGUGAUCCUCCUGGUGAAAAGACUAGCCAACGAAUUCGCGAAGUGACCAUGGAACAUGUAGACAAGUAUGCACCCCAGUCGCUGCAGAUCAAUAACGGGGAGAAGGACACCCUUCUACGAGGCAACCAAAUAAAAGUAUUAGACAUUGGGGUGGGGUCAAACUGCAUAUACCCACUAUUGGGGAAUUGCAUAUACAAUUGGUCCUUCGUAGGAGUAGAUGUAAAUUUAGAUUCCUUAAAACUGUGCUAUUUAAACGUUUUACUAAAUAACAAAGAAAACAUGGUAAUGUUGAAGUAUCAAAAGGAUGCCAGGAAAAUAUUUCAUAACGUUGUAAAUAAUUCAGACUUUUUUUUUUUCUCUAUUUGUAACCCUCCAUUUUACAGUUCCUUGAAUGAAGUUAACAGAAACCCCUUUCGAAAGAUCGGUGCCCACGUCAACGAAGUGGUAUAUUUUGACACUGAACAAGUUCCAUCUGCGGAGUCGCAGAAGGUGGACGAUCGGUUUGGCUAUGUCAGAGAGGAUAAAACAAUGCGUACUGAGCAGAUCGAAGCAGAUAUGGAAAAAUCUCCGGGGGCGAAGGGUAAUAAUAUGGAUACCAUCUAUCCCUUCAGUGUGUCCAACAAUAGUGAGGAGGAAUAUUUCAGUGGGAUCAAAGAAGAAGUGGGUGAUGGUCUUCAAAGAAGUGGAAGAAAAAGUGACAUACCUAUUGACCAUAUCGGGGGAGAAUACGGUUUUAUCCUAAAUAUGAUUAAGGAAAGUAGCUUCUAUUUUUAUAAUGUAGUCUGGUUCACCACCUUGGUGUCCAAAUUUAAAAAUGUGAAAUUAAUAAAAAAGGAAAUAAUAAAGUCUAUGCGAUUAUACACUGUGGAUAACAAACAACAAGUCAAUUUUUUGGAUGGCCUUACAGGGAAUGACAUGCAUUUUGAUCAUCACCUGCGUUUGCAAAAGGUUGAGAGGUGUUCUUUCCCGGUGCAUAUAGCACAGUAUCGAAUUUUUGAAUCGUACACCGGCAGAAUAACCAGGUGGAUCGUUUGUUGGUCCUACUACGGGGAGGAGCAGAUCGACCGUGUGAAACAGCUUCUGCACGCGCGAAUUUGUAAAACGUGA
Messenger RNA from Plasmodium knowlesi strain H, 1653 nucleotides. Its product is annotated as methyltransferase, putative. Gene Ontology annotation, molecular function: 23S rRNA (adenine(1618)-N(6))-methyltransferase activity. Gene Ontology annotation, cellular component: nucleus. The record is from RefSeq and is a predicted model, not a curated record. Gene Ontology annotation, biological process: rRNA base methylation. Lineage: Eukaryota; Apicomplexa; Aconoidasida; Haemosporida; Plasmodiidae. The coding region runs from base 1 to 1653 and encodes 550 amino acids. The transcript has a single exon.